UCUUUCCUGUUUCUUCUCUGAUUCCACAAAAACAGUCUAAUCCCUUUAUAUUUUCUUUCAAUUAUCUUUUUACUAACAUUUUUUUUUUAUAUAUUUCUUCCUCUGUAUCUUCCUCUCUCUCUCUCUCUCUCUAUUCAUUUUCUUUUUUUCUUACAAAAGAAACUUCAUUCGUCUUCCUCUUGCGUUCAUAAAAGCUUCAACACCCAUAUAUUUUGGUUUCUAACGUUACCAUCUCAUCUUCUUGUUGUUCUCUGCUGAAGGACGUUUUGACUCUUAACGUCGUAAAGCUUUCGUAAACCACCAAUCAAAUCAAAUCUUCUCUACAGGAGGAAACAAAACUACAAAGAAAAGUUAAGUCUUUUUUUCUAAGUCUAAAAACGCCAAGAAACAGAGUUACUGGGUAAUUUAAUCAUUAGGGUUCUUCAACCAAGCUACAUUGACAGAACAAGAAGAAAAGCUUGUUGCUUUAUGCAUUUGAGUCCAACUCUGUUUCUUCAUAUAUCGAUCUGAUUUCCCCAGAUCAAUUCCCCAAGAAAGGAACUUUCUUUAAAUGAUUCGUGAUAUCUCAAGUCUACAAAACGACAUCAUAAACAUUCAAGAACACUGUUCACUCAACAACAACAACAACAUGGACAUGAGAAGAGAUAACCGGAAGAACAUCAGUUUUCGUGGAUCAGCUCCUGCUCCGAUCAUGAGGAAGCAAGAACUGUUUCGGACAUUGUCGUCACAGAACAGUCCGAGGAGGCUAAUAUCAGCUAGUUACUUCAGUUUGGAAUCAAUGGUUGUGCUUGUUGGUCUCACUGCAUCUCUCUUGAUCUUACCCUUGAUUCUUCCCCCAUUGCCUCCUCCUCCGUUUAUGCUGCUUUUGGUUCCUAUUGGGAUUAUGGUUUUGCUUAUGGUUCUUGCUUUCAUGCCUUCUUCUAACUCCAAACAUGUAGAAGUAACUUCUUCUUCUUCCACUUUUAUGUAAAACGUUUCUUUAAUUGAAGAAAUCCUUAAAAAAACCUGAGGAAGUUUUGUCUUAUUGUCAUUUACUUAAGGUUUCAGGGUAAGCGAUUAAUACUAUUUCAUUUGUAAAACUUUGUUUCUUGUUGCUGCAGAAUUAUACAACUAUAUAAAUAGAGAGAACUUAAUCG
Messenger RNA from Camelina sativa (false flax), 1136 nucleotides. NCBI's taxonomy places the organism in Eukaryota, Viridiplantae, Streptophyta, Magnoliopsida, Brassicales, Brassicaceae. The record is from RefSeq and is a predicted model, not a curated record.